Aspergillus glaucus CBS 516.65 is the source of this 601-nucleotide messenger RNA. RefSeq lists its product as uncharacterized. The transcript has a single exon. Lineage: Eukaryota; Fungi; Ascomycota; Eurotiomycetes; Eurotiales; Aspergillaceae. The record is from RefSeq and is a predicted model, not a curated record. Bases 214 to 429 code for a protein of 71 amino acids.
UGCGGGGGUUGUCUUUUGAUCUUUCGCGGUGUCCGGCUUCCGGAACGUGAAGAUGGUGGUGCGAAGGAUAGGUCGCCCCUGUCAUCGUGGUCCAUGGCUUAUUAUCUUAUUAGGUCAAGACGAAAAUUCCAGAGAGGCCAAAUAGCUGUACUGUAACUGACUCCAAGAUGUGAAAUGGAAGUAAUGGAAGAGGUCAGCAAUAAGCCGCGUGAGAUGCGGUUGUGCAGGGUAUUCGUAUUCACAGGCGUGGCCAGGCACCUCUUCUUUCUCUCCCUGAAUAUAUCGGAUUUAGCCUCGAGAAUGUGCCCCACGGGCAAUUCAGCCGCGAUAUCACUAUCAAUCGGCGUCGCCGCCACCCGGGCGAAUACAUUGUCCUGGGAUUGGUGGCUACAUUGCCCUAAUCAUGCAGCAGAUGCGUGCAGAGAAUAAGGCUGCAGAUCGGCAGUCAGAAUAUACGGAGUAAUCCGUGACUGGGGUAGUUUAACGGGACUGUCAAUUCAGGAGGCUAUACCGAGGCAAACUAGGCACUGGUUUUUAACAUACCGGUAAGGUGAUCAUACCUCAUCUCCCUUCGAUUCCUUAAGUUUAUAUUGAGGCACGG